Molecule: messenger RNA, 2634 nt
Organism: Hevea brasiliensis (rubber tree)
Lineage: Eukaryota; Viridiplantae; Streptophyta; Magnoliopsida; Malpighiales; Euphorbiaceae
Product: protein ACCELERATED CELL DEATH 6
Exons: 8
Coding region: 463-2385 (640 amino acids)
Cellular component (GO): plasma membrane
Molecular function (GO): protein phosphatase regulator activity; protein phosphatase 1 binding
Source: RefSeq, a predicted model, not a curated record
AAUCAAGUCUUAAUCAACAUUCCCUUUUCCACAUUAUAUAUUCUCAUUUUCUUAUCUUGUGUUUUCUUAUCUAGGCAGCUACACCACCAAAUGGAAACUUGCACACACAUUGAUGCCGAGUUACUGAAAGCGGCAGAAGAAGGCACAUUUGAACCAUUCAAAGAUUAUCCAGAAUCUCUCGAUAGCCUACUUUCCCCAAAUAAAAACACAAUAUUGCAUAUCCACCUUAGCACUCCAAGUGAAAGAUCCUCCGAGUUUAUAAAGGGGGUACUUAGCAUUUGUCCGCCGCUGUUAUGGAAGGUCAAUGUCCACGGUGAUACUCCGUUGCACAUUGCAGCAAGGUACGGGCAUGCUGAUGCUGCAAAAGAGCUAAUCGAGCAGGCAAAGGCUUAACCACGUGAUGAAAUAGAUUUAGAGAGUGGAGAAGGGCCAAGAGAGAGGUAAACUGUAGCAGUGAGGGAGAUGUUAAGGAUGAUAAAUAAAAAUAAAGAAACGGCCUUGCAUGAGGCGGCGAGAAAUAAAAGAAGUCUGGGUGUUGUGAAAGCAAUAAUGAGUAAUGAAGAUCCAAAUGAGUUUAAAUAUUCUGCCAACUAUCAUGGGGAAACUCCGCUUUACCUAGCUGUUAAAAAUAGAAAUAUGGAGAUAGCUUUUGUACUAUUAAUUCAUCCCGAUUCAGAAUGCCUGGCUUAUGGCGGUCCCAAUGGUAAAACGGCAUUACAUGAGGCAACAGUGCUGGACUUCGAAGAUGACGACUUCACAAAUAAAACAGUGCCGGACUUCGAAGAUGACGACUUGACAAUUAAAGGGCUGAGGGAGCAACUGUGGCAGAAAUCCUCAUCGGGCAUAAAAAAUGACAAAGAUGAUGCUCAAUCACAAAUUGGGCCGAAGGAGCAACUAUGGAAGAAAUUCAAAUCCUCAUUGUGCAUAAAAAAUAACAAAGAUGACGCUCAAUCACAAAUUGGGUCGAAGGAGCAAUUAUGGAAGAAAUUCAAAUCCUCAUUGUGCAUAAAAAAUGACAAAGAUGACGCUCAAUCACAAAUUGGGCCGAAUUCAGAGCCGAAGGAGCAACUAUGGAAGAAAUUCAAAUCCUCAUUGGGCAAAGAAAAUGACAAAGAUGACGCUCAAUCACAAAUUGAACAUCUUAUACAAUUCAUGCUAAUUUAUGAAAUGAGAAAGUUGACCAAAGAAAUAGAUGAAAAAGGAUGGACUCCACUUCACUAUGCUGUGUACACAAGAAAACGGUUAGCGGUCAAGUUCCUAUUAGACAUUGAUAUAUCUAGCGCCUAUAUUGCUGAUAAAGAUUGGAAGAGGACUGCUCUUCACAUUGCAGCCUGUCGAGGCUUCCAAUAUGGAAUGGAAGAAAUCAUUUCUGUAUGUCCAAAUAUCUGCGAAAUUACUGAUAUUAGGGGCUGGAAUGUUAUUCAUUGUGCAGUGAUCAGUAAAAAUGAUGAAGUACUAAAAGCAGUGCUCAAAAAUUCAUCAUUGAUUUAUCUUUUAAAUGAGAAAGAUGUUAAAGGAAAUACGCCUGUCCAUUUAUAUAAGGCUUGUCAUCCUCGUUUGCCUUCUUUCAUACAACAUGGAGAUACUGAUAUGUUCAAGCAUUGGAGAACAUUGCACAAGCAAAUUCAAAAUGAAAGAGACUUUCCGUUAAAAAAGAAUGAAAUUUUAGCGUGGAUGAAAGAUCUUGGCACUGGACCAUUGGGGAAAAUUGAAAUGCAGAACAUAGAAGGGUCAAAGACAAAAGAAAAUAUGAUACUUAAAUUUGAAAAAGUUAAAGACUCUCAUUUGGUAGCUGCAGCACUUAUAGCAACAGUAACGUUUGCAGCAAUGUUCACCGUACCUGGAGGUUAUGUAAGUGAUGAAAACAAUUUAAAGAAGGGGACUCCUAUCUUAAGUGGAAAUUCGGCUUUUACAGCAUUUAUGAUAUCAGACACUAUAGCUAUGGUUUUAUCUACUUCUUGUGUCUUCAUCCACUUUAUACUGGUGAUGUUAGGAUAUCUGGAAAGAUACUAUUGGUUAAUAAGAUGUGCCUUCAGCUUCCUCUUCUACGCUAUGUUAGCAAUGGUGAUUACAUUUGUGACAGGCGCUUAUGCAGUUCUAGCACCUUCCAUUGGAUAUGGCAUUUGUGUCAUUGGAUUGAGCUUCUCCUACUUCAUAUUUUAUUCGAUCAUGAGGGUAACAUGGAGUUUAUUUCUUUCGGCGGAUGAUGAUGAAGAAGAAGUUAAUCAGUAUAAACAUCAAAUAAAAACUUUCUCGUGGCUGACUGGUGGAAUUUUUUGGUUGGGUUUCUUGUUCAUUGCCCUUUAUUUGAAGCUUCAACGUAUGUGUAAAAAGUUUAGCAAGUGGCGGAAGGAGCAAGUCAACCGAUUCAUCAGGUAUUAUUAGAUGCCAGGAAAAAGAGACACGUACUUGCUAUUAUCCCAUGGGAUGUAAAUAGCGUCUCCCUUCAUAUGGAUGUGUUUAAUUUAACUGACUUUUUUACAUUUUUACUUUAAAAACAUUUAGAAGGAAUAAAUGUUCAUUAUUAGGGUAAUUUCUUAUGACACUAAAGACACAUAUACUCGUUAUUAGCUUAAUAGCAUAUGUGUGGCGUGUUAUAUCUUUUUAUUUUAAUUCAUGUAUAUAUUUACUAAG